Oryza brachyantha (malo sina) is the source of this 1157-nucleotide messenger RNA. RefSeq names its product reticulon-like protein B8. The record is from RefSeq and is a predicted model, not a curated record. The coding region runs from base 162 to 899 and encodes 245 amino acids. NCBI's taxonomy places the organism in Eukaryota, Viridiplantae, Streptophyta, Magnoliopsida, Poales, Poaceae. The transcript is spliced from 6 exons.
UUGUUUUUCCAGCUAAUAACUAAGUAGCACCUAACUCUUUCCCCCCUCUUCUCCAAUCAGCUAGCUCGUCAAUCGACCACCUGCUUCUUGGAGGAGAUCAAGCGACUUUUGCUAAUUUGAUCUGCUGCUUUUCGCUUUUGGCUGUUUCAGGGUGGAUAAAGAUGCCAGAGCACUCUGAGAAUGCGACAGCGAACAUUAUGGACAGCAUCGUGGACACCAUUGCCGACAACCUUCCCAAGCAGAAGUCAGUCAGAUUUGAAGAGGGUUCAAUCUCUGAUCAAGCUAAGAGGCUCUUCGGUAGUCAGAAUGUCCAUCACAUUUUGGGUGGUGGGAAAUCUGCCGAUGUGUUGCUGUGGAGGAACAAGAAGAUUUCUUCGAGUGUUCUUGCCGUUGCAACGGCUGUCUGGGUCUUCUUCGAGUGGCUUGAUUACCACUUCCUGACGAUUGCGUGCUUUGUUCUUGUUCUUGGCAUGGUCGUCCAGUUCGCCUGGUCCACAUUUGCAGGGAUGCUCAAUGGGUCAUCUUCUAAUGUUCCUCGCGUCGAAUUACCGGACGAGCUGUUUGCGAACAUUGGAGCUGCGAUUGGCACCCAAGUGAACAAGUUCUUGGGCACUAUUCAGGACGUGUCUUGUGGAAGAGACCUGAAGCAAUUUCUCCUGGUGAUCGCUGGUUUCUUUGCAGCUGGUAUGAUUGGGAGCUGGUUCAAUCUCAUCACUGUCGUUUACAUCGGAUUUGUGUGUGCUCACACUCUCCCGGUGCUCUAUGAGAAGAACCAAGAAAAAGUGGACGAGUUCCUGUACAACACCCUUGGCCUGCUUCAAAAUCAGUAUCGGAAACUUGACAAGGGUGUCUUGGCCAAGGUGCCUAAAGGGAUCAUCAAGCUUAAGAAGAGUGAUUAGUUUCACAAUUUCACUAGCUUCUGCUGCUAGUCAUGAUAUCCUUCAUAAUUUGGACAGCUCUUAGCUUCCACUGAACAGUUAAUUCUGUACAGUAGCUGGUGGUAUAUAUUGUAGGCCAAAUUCAUCGGUAGCAGCUUGUCGAUCUCAUGUAUUGUUCAUGAGGGAGAUUGACUAAAAAAAUCGAUUUGUGAUUACCUGCAUAAUUAAUGUUUAAUUUUGGUGGUCUGAACGUAUUUCCACAACACGCUAGCUAUUUCA